Molecule: messenger RNA, 1646 nt
Organism: Cajanus cajan (pigeon pea)
Lineage: Eukaryota; Viridiplantae; Streptophyta; Magnoliopsida; Fabales; Fabaceae
Product: ethylene-responsive transcription factor CRF3
Biological process (GO): regulation of DNA-templated transcription
Molecular function (GO): DNA binding; DNA-binding transcription factor activity
Source: RefSeq, a predicted model, not a curated record
GAAAAAUCAGUUGUUGGAUGCUAUAAAACAGGGUUACGGACUCAUGAGGCAGCCACUUGCAACUGAACUCUUGCUCCCUACUUGUUUGGUUAGCAGUUAGCCCUUUACCGAUUCAACACCACCUUCCGCCUGGAGGCUCCGCUCCUCUCUGCUUUGAAUCCAAAGAUAUAUCCUUUCCUUUCCAUUGAAGAAGUUUCAACGAAGGUCUCCGGCACCCAUCAUGUCAAAAGUUCCCCUUUUCUCUUUAUUCCUCCUAUCCAUCUCCACUCUAGCUCCCUUCCGUUUUUAAUACUUGUUACUUUCCUUUUACCCUCACCUUUUGGAAGAUUUCUCCAACAAAAUCCCCAUCCUAAAGCCUCAACCUUCCCCUUCACGACUCCGCCUACUACUAUUUGUUCCCCCCGCUACACUCCUCACUCCUCACAAUGGAAGAGAGUAUCCUAUGCAAAGAGAGAGUCACCAAGAAGGUCCUCUCCCCCAACGACUCCCAAACCAAUUCAAGAAUAGUGCGCAUAUCCUACACUGAUCCAGACGCCACCGACUCCUCCAGCGACGACGAAGGGACCCCCGUACUCCGCCACAGAAUGAAGCGAUUCGUCAACCAGAUUCAAAUACAAACCGCCGCCUCCAACUCCCGGAAAAGGCCCGCCGCAGACACCUCCUCUUGCCGUCGCCAAGUCAAGCUCCACGGCGGCAAGAAGUUCCGCGGCGUCCGCCAACGCCCCUGGGGGAAAUGGGCGGCGGAGAUUCGAGAUCCGGGCAGGAAGGUUCGUCUCUGGUUGGGAACCUACGACACGGCGGAGGAGGCGGCCAUGGUCUACGACAAUGCCGCCAUCAGGCUUCGAGGCCCCGACGCGUUGACGAACUUCGUAACGGCGCCGGCAAGGGAGGCAGCAGGCAUGAAAAUGGGCGCGGUGAAGGAAGAAGCGUCCGGUUGCGGGUACGAGUGGAGCGAGGAUAACUGCGAGGAGCAGCACAACCUGUCCUCUCCCACUUCGGUGCUCCAUUUCCGGAGCGAGGAAAGGUCGGAGUCUGAGAAAUGUGAACAGGGGGAGGGGGAGACCGAAGCGACCUUGUUCGACGAGACGGGUGAGUUCUUCUCUGUGGACAACAUGCCUGCUUGGGAUGACGUCUUCAAUUUCGAAGCUCCCCAGUACCCUCUCUUGUUCCAAGACGAUGAGCCUCUUCACCCGGACUCCCAUUUGUUGGACCAAACGCUGCCCUUUUCCCCGGAACAAGCUUUCACUCACAGUAGCAUUCUUCUCGCCGACUCCCUCAUAGAUUUCGACAAAGCAUGUUCUCCAUCCUCCACGUCCCAACUCGACCCUUACGAUUACUUCCAAGACAUUUUGUUCGCCUCAGGCUCAGACCCUCUUGUCCGUCUUUGACUCUCCAUUUUUGCUUCCUUUAAUUAAUUAAGAAAAUAUUUAUAUAUAUUAUUAUAUAUUUACCUUUAUUUAGUUACUUUCUUUAGAUGGUCCGUUACAAAUAGUUAACUGAGACUUGAGACUUGAGAGUUGAGAGUUGAGAGUCAAGUUUUGUUUAAAUUUUGCUUAAUAAGUAGGAUGGUUGAGACGACAAGAAUCGAAUGAAUGUAUAUUUGUCCACAUGUUAAUCCAACUGUAAUGCUCUUCGUUUCAAUUUCA